Messenger RNA from Tripterygium wilfordii, 5665 nucleotides. RefSeq lists its product as uncharacterized. Lineage: Eukaryota; Viridiplantae; Streptophyta; Magnoliopsida; Celastrales; Celastraceae. Gene Ontology annotation, biological process: positive regulation of DNA-templated transcription. The record is from RefSeq and is a predicted model, not a curated record. The transcript is spliced from 9 exons. The coding region runs from base 737 to 5137 and encodes 1466 amino acids.
UCCUCCUUCUUCACUUACCAGAGGAGAGAGAGUCACUCCCAAGCUUGAAUGGAAGCUGCAACAACAGCUCAAGAAACAAUGGGAGCACCAGCAAUAGUGUAGUAUCGAUUUGUUAGCUUGUUUACCUCCUCAAGUUCCUGCCUUUAUUGGGAACAAAGGCAAUAUGCAACACCACCAUAGCCAGCCAUGUCUGUCAUUGCACUUCUACAAAAAGCUGCUCAAAUGGGUGCUGCAAUAAGUAAUGCUCCAUUACCUAGAGCAAGCAAUGAUGACAUGAUGGAGCAAGCAAUGAUAACAUGAUGAAGGUGGAGGGGAAUUUGUCGGCUCGGAAGUUGGGGGAUGGGGCUGCCUUUGGAAGGUGAAGGUGAAGAGGAAUUAGUCGGCGGAGGAUGGUUGUAAGGUUAGGGUUUGAUGAAACAAAGUUUUUUUUUUUUCUUUCUUUCUAAUCUCAGCCGUUGUUGAGAUCCAACAACUGAAAUUAUGGGGUGCAGAUUUUUAAAUUUUAAAAAAAUUGAAAUUGGGGUAUACUUAUAAAUGUUAUGUUUUAGGCUGAGAUUUAUUUAGAAUGGGAUGUAGUUACUUAAGGGAGACACUGACGCCCUUCUCCCAGUUUUCCUUCUCUAGUGAAUUCGAGAAAUACCAGAGAGAACAACCCAACACGAAAGGGGAACACCACAACGUACGAUAGAAAAAAGUAAUCAAGUGCAGCAAUUGCGAUUCUGCACGAAAAUCGUCUAUGGACACGCCACCGUCGCCGCCGUAUCCGGCAUCGCCUUCAAGUUCCAUAGAUGGCUCGAGGGAGCUCCAGUGCGUCGGCAGACUGGAAAUUGUUCGACCCAAACCCGUCGGCUUCCUCUGCGGCUCCAUUCCCGUCCCAACUGACAAUUCCUUCCACUCCUUCAACUCUGAUCUCGUUCCUUCUGCCCAAACGGUGAGUGCUCCACGAUAUAGGAUGCUUCCGAACGAGACGGACCUCAAUAUGCCUCCGGUUGUCUUGAAUUCUCCAGAGAAAGUUCUUCCUCUUGGUGCCUUUCAGUCUAAGACCUCUGGAGAAUUAACAUGGGAAGACAGUCCUAUUUCAUCGAAUAUUACAAGGAAAUGCGAUGCCCUUGCUGUAUCGGGUUUGGUGGAGUAUGGAGAUGAGAUAGAUGUGAUUGCUCCAGCUGACAUUGUAAAACAGAUCUUUAAAAUGCCAUAUUCCAAAGCCCGGCUGUCAAUUGCCGUUCGUCGUAUUGGACGGACUCUUGUUCUGAACACCGGGCCUGAUGUCGAAGAGGGAGAAAAGUUAGUUAGAAGACACAAUAGUCAAUCAAAUUGUACAGAUCAAUCUUUAUUUUUGAACUUCGCUAUGCAUUCAGUCAGAAUGGAGGCUUGUGAUUGCCCACCAACUCAUCAGUCUCCACCAGAGGAGCAAUCUAACUCAUCUGUCCUUUGUGGAGGGGAUGCAUCCCAGUUCAUGAGAGAGAUAAAUGAUGCUUCGCCAACUGAAGGAUUCAGCUGUCAUUCAGAUUAUGCACAUGUCAAACAAGAUGAUUUCUUUUGGCGAGGCAAGAAGAAAAAUAGAAAUAGGGGUCGUGAUCCUGUAAAGAAAGCUUCACAUAUCGGUGAAAAGCCCAGAUUCUCAGUGAAAGAGUCUGAGAAAUACAAGAGAGUCAGGAAUGAUGAAUUUCUAAGGGUUUUAUUUUGGCAAUUUCACAAUUUCCGGAUGCUUCUGGGUAGUGACUUGCUGUUGUUUACUAAUGAAAAAUAUGCUGCUGUGAGCUUGCAUUUAUGGGAUGUCAAACGACAGGUUACUCCCUUGACAUGGCUUGAAGCCUGGCUUGACAACGUCAUGGCAAAUGUGCCUGAGGUGGCCAUUUGUUAUCAUCAAGAUGGUGUUGUUCAGGGCUAUGAGCUUCUGAAAACAGAUGAUAUAUUUCUGCUAAAAGGUAUCUCUGAGGAUGGCACUCCUGCUUUCCAUCCUUAUGUUGUCCAGCAAAAUGGCCUCUCUGUUUUUAGGUUUCUUCAGGAAAACUGCAAGCAAGAUCCUGGUGCUUAUUGGCUAUAUAAAAGCACUAGUGAAGAUGCACUUCAACUUUUUGAUCUGUCUGACAUGCCAAAGAACCAUUCCUCUGGCAAUUGUGAUGAUAACUCUAGCAGACUGCCAUCUCUGUUGCAUAAUGGGAGAAGUGAUUCUUUCUUUUCAUUGGGAACUCUCCUUUAUCGGAUUGCUCACAGACUUUCACUUUCCAUGGCUCCUAAUGACAGGGCAAAAUGUGCAGUGUUUUUCAAAAAAUGUCUGCAAUUCCUGGACGAGCCUGAUCAUCUGGUUCUGCGUGCAUUGGCUCAUGAACAAUAUGCAAGGCUCAUUCUGAAUUAUGAUGAAGAACUGAAAUUGACUUCUGACUGUGUUCCUGUUGGAUAUGAAGUUACUGUUAUUGAUGCUGAUGAUGAAUCCUUCAAUUCCAGUAAUAUUUUUUCAGAGUCAGCUGUCCGUGAAAGUUUUUCCUCUGUACUUGUUGAAGAGGAACCAACUGAAGAUAGUUUUCAUGAUUUAGUACCAGAAACUUAUGUGAAUAUGACUUUGGAGGCAAAUGUUUCUACUAACAGAGAACUGAUUGGAUCAACUGAUUUUCAAUUGGGUGAUGCUGAACGAACCCUGUUAGGAUCCAAGGAUGAUGAAAAUUUGGCAGUGUGCAAAAUGUCUGCAACAUCUCGACAUGUGGUUCAAACUGUUACUGAUCCAAUAUCCUCUAAGUUGGCUGCAGUACAUCAUGUCUCACAAGCCAUCAAGUCCCUCAGAUGGAUGCGUGAGGUGCAGAGCACUGAACCAGAAGUUGUUUUCCAGGAGAGUAGUUCUCAUGAUAGGCCAUCCUUGUCCAUGAACUUUUCUGUUUGUGCAUGCGGUGAUGCUGAAUGUAUUGAAGUUUGUGACAUAUGGGAAUGGCUCCCAACAUCAAAACUGGAUAACAAAAUGUGGAAACUCGUUCUAUUGCUAGGGGAGUCUUAUUUGGCUCUUGGAGAGGCUUAUAAGGAGGAUAAGCAACUGCAUCAAGCUCUGAAGGUUGUAGAAUUGUCAUGUUCAAUGUACGGAUCCAUGCCACAACACCUGGAAGAUACGCAGUUCAUUUCAUCGAUGGUAAGGUACUCAUCAUCUCCAAAUAGAUUUAAUGAUAUGAAUGAGAAGCCAAGGUCAUAUAUUGGUGAUGCGAAAGAGGUGAACUCCUGCCCAAAUGAUGAUUGUCUCACUUUGGAUCGAUGCUCUUCCACAGACCUCUUUUGGGCCAAGGCAUGGAUAUUAGUGGGCGAUGUUUAUGCCGAGUUUCAUAUUAUAGAGAGUAAAGAAAGCUCAACACAAUCUGAAAGGAAACAAUCCUUCAGGGAGUUGAAAGUUCCGUCUGAGAUUGUGAAAGAAGUCAAAAGGUUGAAGAAGAAGCUGGGACAAUAUGGCCAGAAUUGCAGCUCGUGUUCACUAGUGAAUUGCAGUUGCAAGAGUGAUAGGGCCAAUAGUGGUAGCAGCGCAAGCAGUAGCAGUGGAGAUAUGCGAUCAGUUGGCAGAAAGCAUAGUAAAAAAUCUCAUGGUAAAAGUUCUUUAUUCUCGCUUUUGGAGGACCGUGAAAAUGACCAUGUUCAUCCAAAUACAAAGCAUUUUGAUAGUCAAUGUUUGCUCCACAGCAAAGAUGGUAAUACCCAAAGUGACGCUUCUGAAAUAAUAGGGGACAGAGUUGAUGUAAAUGCCUUGCGAGCUAACGGUUGGGGAAGACUGGAUGGUUCUCCAGAAAUGCAAGAUGCAGAUUCAUCAGUGACUUCUCAUACUGAAAUUGCUUCGAGAGUAACAUCUAAAGCAAAUGAUGGUGGGAUUUUUAAGUAUCUUAAGGGUCCUUUAGUUGGAGAUCCAGAACACAAUCUUUUAGAUGCUCUAAGAUGUUAUGAAGAAGCAAAAAAUACGCUGGGUGUUCUUCCUUCUGGUUCAGCAGAAGUACAAUCUGUCAACAAAAAGAGAGGUUGGGUUUGCAAUGAACUGGGUCGAAUUCGACUUGAAAGGAAGGAUUUGAUGAAAGCUGAACUUGCAUUUAAAGAUGCUAUAAACUCAUUCAGGGAGGUUUCUGACCAUACCAACAUUAUAUUGAUCAACUGUAAUUUGGGCCAUGGUAGACGAGCAUUGGCUGAAGAAAUGGUAGCGAAGCUUGGACAUCUGAAAACGCAUUCAAUUUUCCAUAAUGAUUGUAAACAAGCUCUGGAGAUUGCAAAACUGGAAUACAGCGAAUCACUCCGAUUCUAUGGUGCAGCAAAGUCUGAAAUUAAUGAUUUUGCCAAUGAGGGGGAUCCUGUGUUUAAUAGCUUGAGGAAUGAAGUAUACACUCAGUUUGCCCAUACAUAUUUGAGACUUGGCAUGCUUUUGGCUGGAGAAGACGUAACUGCAAAGGUUUUUGAAAAUGGCGCCUUGGAGGAUACUUCCGUAGGUUGUAGUCCUCGUAGUGGCAGAAGAAGUAGGAGAGAAUUGAGAAAGCGUGAGAUUUCAGCUAAUGACGCCAUUCGGGAGGCAUUGGUUGUGUAUGAGUCACUCGGUGAUUUACGCAAACAGGAAGCUGCAUAUGCAUAUUUUCAGCUUGCGUGCCACCAAAGGGAUUCCUGCUUGAAGUUGUUGGAGUCAAAUUGGAGGAAGAGCAGCUUGCCGAAGGGUGAAAAUGUCAUUCCUCAGCGAGUUAAGCAGUAUGCAUUGUUGGCUGAGAGGAACUGGCAAAAAGCAAUGGACUUCUAUGGCCCAGAGACGCAUCCAACCAUGUACCUGACCAUCCUCAUGGAGAGAUCUGCGCUUUCAUCAAGCCUUUCGAACACUUUACACUCAAAUGCAAUGAUGGAAUCGGCUCUUUCUCGCCUGCUUGAAGGACGAUACAUUCCUGAAACAACAUCAGCUUCGUUUAAAAAUAAUUAUCCCGAGGUACAUGCAAAAUUUUGGAGUCAGCUGCAAAUGCUUUUGAAACAAAUGUUGGUUGUUGCACUCUCCUCCAACACAAACAAAUCUUCUGCCUCCAAUGCAACGUCAGUAUCAAACAGGUUUGGAGAUACUGGAAACCUCAGGGAACUUUAUAAAAUGUCUUUAAAGUCCACAGAAAUGAGUGACUUACAAGCUAUGCAUGCAUUAUGGGCAUCAUAGUCAGAAGCAAAAUCCGAUUUGUACGAAGAAUCAUUCAUGCACUGGUCUCUAAUCUCUAUAGUUCACAUCGUAGUUGAAGUUCAACUAUUUUCGUGAAGUUUGUUGAUGUAUUGUUGAAGUUAGCUUCAAUCAGAUUGUUUUUGAUGUACUGCUUGGAGUCAUCAAAAUAUCAGUUUGUCAAGAAUGAAACUUUAAGGUGGAUUCAAGCGUAGGCAUGUGUUCAUUUCAAGGUAAAAGGAUUCAGGGACACCACAGAUGACGUAGAGGUGCCUACACUCUUCAACCGUUCAACGUGAUGGAGUCGUUGCCGGCGGAGUAACAGGCCUCUGGAGAUGUGAUGUUGCAGGCCUGGAAGUCAUGGUGUUUCAUUUGCAUGACAUAUUCGCAUUAUGGAACUACUUGUAUUCAGAAAUUGCAUCUGCAUGCAAUUAAUUGUCAGUAUAUAUGUAUGGGCUUCUAAGGCUAUUCUGGAAGCAGAUUUUGAUGCUUGACCGAGUAAUUGCUUUCCAUAAUUCUGGCUUUGCAAUC